GAGGAAUUUAUGUAUAUGAAAACUCAUGAUCAAUUUCUGCCUCAGUUCUUAGUAAUGUGUCGUACGAUCGUUCUCGUUCUCGUUAUUACAGUGACAGUUACGCUAACGGAUGGCUGCAUCAAGCGACCAUCCGUGGCGAGCGGAGAUGAUGACGGGCAUUACUGUGUUUGCAAUGCAACGUAUUGUGAUCAAGCGCCGGACGCGAUCGAGCCGCUCAAUCCCGCCGAAUAUAUUCUGAUAACUUCUAGCAAAAGCGGUCUACGAUUUCACGUGUCGAACGGCGCGUUUGAAAAUGUCGACUCUGACCGAAUAGAUUCAAAACCUCAAAAGAAAGAUAUAAAUCAUGCAAAGCCUACUAAGAUUAUCGUUAACAACAUGGAUACGUAUCAAGAGAUCUUCGGGUUUGGUGGAGCAGUAACUGAUGCAGCCGCUAUAAAUAUCCUUAAUCUGACAGAUGAGGCGUCUGAAAACUUAUUGAAAAGCUACUUUGGCCCGCAUGGAAUCAAUUAUAGUAUAAUCAGAACGCCAAUGGGCGGAUCGGAUUUUUCAACGAGACCUUAUGCUUAUGCGAUGAGAGAAAAUGACACCUUACUCGAAGAUUUCAAUUUGCAACCAGAGGAUUACAAUUAUAAGAUCCCGGUAAUGAAACGAGCUCAAAAGUUAAAAGGUGAAAUUAACUUAAUCACUGCGCCGUGGUCCGCCCCUCUCUGGAUGAAAACAAAUAACAGUUGGACACAUGCUGGUAAACUACGUCCGGAAUAUCGUCAAUUAUGGGCAGAUUAUUUCGUAAAAUAUUUUCAGGCUUAUCGCAAUGAAAAAUUGGAAUUUUGGGGCCUAACGCCUCAGAAUGAGCCGAGAGCUUACAUCUAUCUUCCGGUAUCACUUCAUUUAAACAAUAUGAAAUGGGCUCCCGAGGAGGAAAGCGAUUGGAUUGUCGAUUACUUGUGUCCAAGCCUGAAGAAAAACGGUUUUGAGCACAUUAAGAUUUUUUCAAUGGACGAAAAUAGGCUGGCGCUUCCUGACUGGCCGGAAAAAGUAUUUCAGAACAAAAAAGCCCGAGACAUUGUUUCUGGAAUCGCUGUUCAUUAUUACUUCGAUGAAGUAAUCGGCCCGCACAACUUAGACGAAGUAAAACGACUUUUUCCAGAGAAGUCGUUUAUAUACACAGAAGCUUGCGCUGGAUAUGCGUCAGAGGAAAAGGUGAUUCUUGGCUCAUGGGCGCGUGGUGAACUAUACGCGAAAAAUAUCAUUCAGACUUUGUCGCACUGGGCAUCCACAUGGAUCGACUGGAAUCUCGCUUUAGAUCUGAUCGGUGGACCCACCUACAUAAGUAAUUUCGUUGAUUCACCGAUAAUAGUCAAUAGCACCGCCGAUGAAUUCUACAAACAGCCGAUGUUCUACGCUCUUGGGCACUUUUCAAAGUACAUUCCACCUAACAGCGUGAGAAUCGGCACGACAACGGAAAACGAAAAUAAGAAAGUUCAAAGUGUCGCGUUUUCUACGCCUGACAAUGGCACUGUAUUAGUAAUCCUAAAUCAGAACGAAGAGGAGAAAGAAGUUUUGAUCGAAGAUUCCACAAAAGGGAUAACAAGAAUAAAUGUCUCCGGAAAAUCCAUAAACACGAUGAAAUAUUGGUAGACAUGUUGCGAAAAUAUAAAUCCACCGUAAUAUCGGCACAUAUAUACGACACCUGUGCAAAACGAAAAUAUCGUUUAAAGUAUUUUAGUCUUAAAUUUCUCCCCUGACGCAUUGAAAUGCACGACAAGUCUCCUUUGAAUAGAUCGAGUAUUAAAAUAAAAAUUAAAUACAUUAUUAAAAUUGCCAAA
Messenger RNA from Linepithema humile (Argentine ant), 1826 nucleotides. Its product is annotated as lysosomal acid glucosylceramidase. Gene Ontology annotation, molecular function: glucosylceramidase activity. Gene Ontology annotation, biological process: glucosylceramide catabolic process. Lineage: Eukaryota; Metazoa; Arthropoda; Insecta; Hymenoptera; Formicidae. The record is from RefSeq and is a predicted model, not a curated record.